This is a messenger RNA of Blepharisma stoltei, 1057 nucleotides long. Lineage: Eukaryota; Ciliophora; Heterotrichea; Heterotrichida; Blepharismidae. The record is from the annotation of a GenBank genome assembly.
AUGGAUGAGAGAUCACCCCUAGUCCAAAAUCCAAACCGUAGUCCUAACCAAUCUCAAGGAAUAGUCAGAGAAAACCUUUACCACACAAUUAGGCGAGUAGAAUAUUCAUCAUAUCUAUUAAUGACAUUUCGACUAUCAGUCAGCACUGUAAAAAUCAUCUCAAGCGGCAUAGUUCUCUCAUUUUUUGCAGCUUCCUGCAACGCUCCUCUCGCUUUUUGGGUUGCUAUAAGUCUUUUGCUGGAUAUUUGGUAUGUGAUUAUGCUCUUUUUUAGAAUUCCACAUGUAAAAAGUGUCCGUGACGGAGGAGAAAUAAACGAAGGAAUAUUCUUAUCAGCAUUAUUUAAGCUCCAAACAUUUGCAUACCUUGGCUGGCUGAUUCCUGGAAAUAUUUGGUAUUGGAGUUGUAAAGAUUGCUAUGAUGAUGCACCAGUCCUCACAGCUCUAGUUUUUGCACUUCUUAUAUUAGGGUAUUGCUAUUUGAUGAUACCGACGAUGCUUUUGCUGUGCUUAUGCGCAUGCUUGCCAGUAGCUAUUAUAUUUUUGAUGUUUAUUUCGAACACCUCACAGUUGCCUGCAACUGAAGGGAUGAUAAAAGAUCUGAAAUCAGUAGAAUAUGACCCUGUGGUCAACCAAGGAGAUAGUUCCUGCUCUAUUUGUGCAGUGGAGUAUUCUGAAAAGGAUAAAAUUAUUGUGAUGGAGUGUGACCCAAGGCACUUUUUCCAUGAAGAAUGCAUAAAGAGGUGGCUUACUCCUUCCUUCCUCGUAAGAGAACAAGUCCUUGGAAAAAUCCCUAUAUAAGUGUGAUAUUAUUAUAAUGAAAUUUCGAGUAAUUCAGUUGAAUUUAAAUAGAUUGCAUUUUAGAACAUAAAUUUUACAAAUUAAAUUAAAUUUUGGAUUUCGAUUUUUACGGAUUAGGAUUUAUUUUUAAAUUUGAAAAAAUAUUAUAUAUUUAUAUAUAAAUUUUUAAAAAUAUAAUUAGCCCCUUUGUUCGUUCAGGGGAGGAGUUAGAAUAAACUCAAAUUGCCCUAUUUGCAGAACCCCGUUUUUGAUGGAUUAA